This is a messenger RNA of Achroia grisella, 2284 nucleotides long. RefSeq names its product cytochrome c oxidase assembly factor 5. The transcript has 4 exons. Bases 122 to 367 code for a protein of 81 amino acids. Lineage: Eukaryota; Metazoa; Arthropoda; Insecta; Lepidoptera; Pyralidae. Gene Ontology annotation, cellular component: mitochondrion. The record is from RefSeq and is a predicted model, not a curated record. Gene Ontology annotation, biological process: mitochondrial respiratory chain complex IV assembly.
AUAAUUUUCUGUACUCUUUAAAAAUUAAAAACACGGUUUUUAUCUCGUUCUUUAAUAAUUUAACUGAAUGGGGUUAUAUUUAUUUAUUUAAUUUAUAAUUGAUCUCCACUGAAUUAAAAAAAUGGUAACGUAUGCGCCCGAUGAAGUGAGUUUACAGGACAAAUCGCCCUGUGCCGGUAUUAGGGCUGAUCUCAAGAUGUGUUUAUUAAGCAGUGAUUGCUGUAAAAAGGAUAAAAAGACACCUCGGGAAUGUCUUAAAGACGGCUUGGUUCCUGAUGAGUGUUACCAAUUACGACAGUCAUUCUUUGAAUGUAAACGAUCAUUGCUUGACAAUAGAAGAAGAUUUAGAGGACACAAGGGUUAUUGAAACUCCCACAAUGUCGUUCCCAGGAUAUAUAAUUAACUAGCUGUUCUCGUGACUUCAUCUGAGUGGAAAUGAACUUUAUUUUUCUAAAAUAAAAAUAGGCUAAGUUACUACUUUUUACAUUAGCUAUCUGCCGAAAAAAGUCCAGUAAAAAUCGGUCCAGCCUUUUCAGAGAUUAGCCGAAAUAAACAGACAGACAAACAAAAAAUGUUAUUUUGGUCUAUGCACCGUAUUUAUAUUCAUAUGCAUGUAAUAAAAAACCGUUAUUUCAAUAUUACAAACAGACACUCCAAUUUUAUUUAUAUGUGUAGAUUAAAUUGUGGCGAGAUUGUCUGAAAUAAAAUUUCCAACACUUAUGUAUUUGUAUUUUAUUAUAAAAAUAAUUGAAAUUUAAUUAAACUCUCUAUACAAUCUUUGUUAGGAGCUUAGCCCAUUUUGCAAAUUAGCUUUUGAAGCUAAGCGACCAAUUGUAAUAUCUCUUAUAAACUAAAUUUAAUGCAGUUGUCUGUACAAUUCACAUAUUUUAAAUAAAUAAUAUUUUAAUAAUAACAUAUUUGUAUAAUAAAUAUAUAUUCUGAAAUGAUAUAUUGGUAUUUUUACGUAUUGAGUAAUUGUAUGUAAAUAAUUCAGGUAAUAUUUGUUGUUAUUACUUAUAUUUAUAAAAUCAUAUUCAUGUUUGUCCAUUUCUUCAGAUUUAUAUUUUUAAUUUGACAGAAAGUGAGAGAACACCUCUAUAGUUCAUGAGUAAGAAAGUAUAUUAUAAGAUUUUAAUUUUUACACACAGAACAACAUAGUUAAUGAACAAUAAUAAAUUUAACAGCUCUUAAUUCAUUAUGUGAAGUUUAGACAACUGCAGAAAAUGGCAAUCCCACCCUGGGCUGCUUUAUAUUUAAAUCUAUUUACUUAUAUUUAAAAUUUCCUCUGCAUCUUCAAAAUUCAUUUCAAGCAAUAUGGGUUCGAAUUUUAAAAUCUACAAAAUGCACAAAUUCAAAUUUCCUAAUUCAAAAUCUACAUUUGUUACUACAUUCUCAUGGCAAAAGAAUGUUGAAUCUUUUUCUCAACAUAAUUUAAUCCAAUUGCUUUUUAUUGGCAAAUCUUGGGGGAAAUUUUUCGCUAAUUUGGAACUAUUGGUUACUUAUAUACUGUUUUAAAUUUGACUCGGUCAUUAUUUAUACGUAUAAUUAGUAAAUCACGGGAUCUUGCCCGUGAAUUUACGGAUAACAUCACGGGUGAUCAUGACUGAGUUUACCCGUGAUCAUGGCGGUUGAAACACUGCCAAAAUAUCAGAAAUUCAAUAAAAAUAAAACGUGGUAUAUCCCGUGAUUUACUAAUUAUAGGUAUAUUGGUUACUUACUCGUAUAAUUAAAACAGAAUCUCUAAAUAUCGAUAAUAAAUUGCAAGCCAUUUUAUUGCUAACUACACAAUUGACUAGAUUUAGCACCAUAGCAAAAUAAUCGAUCCAAUUACAUAGCUACUGAAAAUAUCUAUUUAUUUAUCUAAAAUGUGUUUGUAUGGGAAACUGCUGUUCAUUCUAUAUUAUUAAAGAUAUUUAAAUAUGUUUAUAAGUGAAUCUAUAUAAUAUAUAAGUAUAUCAUAGUAUAAUUUAUAUACUUCUAUACAAUAAAUUAAAAAUAGUUAUGUAUGUAUGUAAAUAAUUCAGGUAAUACAUUAUAGGUAACCAGUAAACCUGAGAUAUACUUAAACAAGCCGAUACUAUCUAUAAUUAAUAUACUGAAUCACAAUGUGUUUAGGCAUACAUGAAGUUUGGUCGAUAUUUAAUAUUAAAAAUUCUUUAACGAUGUUGGAACUAUUCUUUACUUACGUGGAUAUAAAUAUUUAUGUGAAAAAAUGGUCAAGGUGAGGAAAAUAGUGAAUUUUACGAGGAUGACACAUCUUAACAAAUAAUAAUUAUUUGCUAAG